GUUCAGCUCAACGCCGAUGGUUUAGACACCGAAAGCACAGCUCGUUAAGCCGAAAGUAUCGUCUGAAUAAACACAGAAGGCACAACACACUGUUUUUUUUUCGCUGUCGCUUCACUUGCUGGACUCUUAAUUCAAUUCCCAUUCCGAAUCCGAAUCCGAAUCCGAUUCCCAUUCCCAUUUCCAUUCCCAAAAGCGAUCCCAAAAAGCGAUCCAAGUGCAGCUGCAGCCGUGUAAAUGUAGGUGAUUGCGGGCAAACAAAAAACAACUGCGAUUAGACAACAAGCUAACAAAAAAAAAAAAAAAGAACAACAAAAAAGAAAAAGAAAAACAAGAGUUGGAAAAACGAAAUCGAAAGCGAAAGGAGCAACUCAGUGAGUCUCAGAUUUUUUUCACCCUGCCAUCAGGAUGUCACCCAAGGACGGGAGCCUGGACGAUGCCACAUAUGCGAAGUACACGGUGAAUCAUGCACCACCUCCUCCGGCAACUACGACUCUUUCCACCAAUGUGGAAAAAUCGACGACUAACAAGGAAAAGGAAAAUGCCACAGUGACUCCGCCGUCGAAACGAACCUGGCGGGAGAAGAUCCGUCUGGUGGCCAACAACAUCACCGUGGAACCGAUCCUGGCCGCCUACAUCAUGCCCAGCGUCCUCUCCAACUUGGCCACCCAGAAUCUCAAUCUGGAGAAGGCCUGUCGCGUCAACAUGGCCUAUGGGGACGAGGUUUGCGAUGCUCUCACCCGCCGACAAACAGCCAACUACACACUUGAGGAGGAGACGGUGCAGCAGAUGGUGGCGCGAAUGGCGGCGUGGAAGACGGUGAUCCAGUCGCUGUUCCCCUGCCUGCUGAUCCUCUUCUGGGGAUCGUGGAGCGAUCGCCAUCGGAGGAGGAAGCCCUGCAUCCUGAUCCCGGUGGUGGGGGAGUUCCUCGGGGUGGUGGGCCUGAUGCUCUGCGUCUACUUCGAGCAGACGCCCAUGGAGGUGGCCGCCCUAACGGAGGCCAUCUUCCCCUCCCUCAGCGGCGGAUGGUUCACCAUGCUGAUGGGGGUCUUCAGCUACAUAGCGGACAUCACCACCGAGGAGGAUCGCACCCUCAGGAUCGGCAUCCUCAACGUCUGCUUCUCGGUGGGCGUGCCCAUCGGAAUGGCCUUCAGCGGAGUCCUGCUCAAGCAAAUAGGCUUCUAUGGUGUGUUUUCGAUCUCGGCCGCCUUCUACGUGAUCGCCUUCGUGUACGGAUUCUUCUUCCUGGAAGAACCGGUCGCCCGACCGGAGAAGAGUGCGGAGCAGAAGAGUCUCCUGGCCGACUUCUUCGACAAGGAGCACGUGGUGCAGACCUUCCGAGUGGCCUUCAAGAAGGGAGAGAACCAGCGACGCAAGCGGGUUAUCCUUCUGAUGAUCGUGGUGAUGGUGAUCAUAGGACCUCUUCACGGAGAAAUGGCGGUGUCCUAUUUGUUCACCCGAUUCCGUUUCAAUUGGUCGGAAGUGGAGUUCAGUUUCUUCUCCACAUAUGCGAUGUUCACUGGCUUAAUUGGAGUUAUCUUCUGCGUGGGUGUUUUGUCCCACAAACUGAACAUCGAUGAUGCUCUGGUGGGUGUCCUUUCCAGCACCUCGAAGAUCCUUUCGUCCUUUGUGUACGCAUUUGCCACGCUGCCGUGGCACAUGUACUUGGGUGGACUCGUUGAGAUCUUCAAUGGCACCGCCUUCAUUGCCAUGAGAUCGAUAGCCACCAAAUUGGUUUCCAAGGAUGAAUUGGGCAAGGUUAAUUCGCUUUUUGGAGUGGCCGAAGCCCUAAUGCCAAUGGUAUUUGCACCCAUGUACACGACUUUGUAUGCAGCUACUUUGAGAGUAUUGCCAGGUGCAUUUUUCCUGCUCGGCGGCGGUUUAACCUUGUUCUCUGUGUUUAUAUUCCUAUGGAUGUACCACUUCCAAGUGAAACAGCGAAGAAAGCUGGCUUCUGCGGAUGCGGAAAGUGCCUCCGUGAAGGAUCCCAAUGGCAACAUCAAUGCCAUCGAGGCUUUAGUCUUGGCCAGCGAGGCCAAGGGUCAGAUGAACGGCAUCAUAGCCAAUGUGAUACACGAGUCCUUGGAGCACACCGAACCGUCGCCACCUGCAAAUGGUAAUCCUGUCAACUCGCGACCCCUCGAGAGAGGCAUCGAAAACCAGGGAUUCGUUCAGGAGGAGGUCAAGGUCAAGGUCAAGGACUGUUAGGCGAGAUGAGAACGGGAUCCAUGGCAAUUCCAACCUCAUGUACAUACUCACAUUCCGCAGGAGUAGGAAUCACGAUUCCAAACGAAUUCGAUAUGAAACUCUAUUUUGUAGGUUCGAAAAAGAAAAUGCAUUGCAAAUAGAAUCCCUUAAAGAACCUUUUUUUCGUGAACUACAUCGUAUAUAACUGGAUGAAUUUGAUAAAACGAUAAAUAUAUCUAUUUGAAAAUGCUUUUAAAACUUUAAAAGAACUUCCCGUCUUAUUUUCGAACCCACACCUAAUCAUAUUCCUAUUCACCUAACAAAUGUGUACAAUUACAAAUAUUACCUUUUUUUAUUUAGCCAUAAGCCUCUAAAUGUAUCUUCGUUUUCGUUGUAAUUAUCGUAUCUUACUACGAUUUGUUAUUUUUAUAAUUUCCUUUUUUUUUUGUGCUUAGUUUUUAAGGAGCGUUAAGAAGAAUUUAAUAAAUGUAAUAUUGUCCGAAA
Molecule: messenger RNA, 2688 nt
Organism: Drosophila ficusphila
Lineage: Eukaryota; Metazoa; Arthropoda; Insecta; Diptera; Drosophilidae
Product: solute carrier family 46 member 3
Exons: 5
Coding region: 406-2205 (599 amino acids)
Biological process (GO): transmembrane transport
Cellular component (GO): membrane
Molecular function (GO): transmembrane transporter activity
Source: RefSeq, a predicted model, not a curated record